CAUAAUGCUCGUUUUUAUCAUUGGCAGUCAGUGCCAGUGGAUUGUGAAGUCUUCCAAGGUAGAUCAACAAUUACCAUUGAGCACUUAACUGGUGAAGUCAAACCCAUAGAAAAGAAAGUUGGGGACAGCAUUCCUGGGGGCGCUCGGAACAUUGAUGGUGUGAUGAUUGUUAAGGCAACGAAGACAUGGAAAGAAUCAAUGCUGAGCAGAAUUGUGCAGUUGACUGAAGAAGCUCAAUUGAGUAAACCAAGGCUUCAAAGAUGGCUUGACAAGUUUGGCGACCAUUAUAGUAAAGCAGUUGUAGUACUAUCCUUUGCAGUUGCAUUAAUGGGGCCAUUGCUAUUCAAAUGGCCAUUUUUCAGUACAUCAGUUUGUAGAGGAUCAUUUUACAGGGCACUGGGGCUUAUGGUUGCUGCCUCACCGUGUGCUUUGGCUGUAGCCCCACUGGCAUAUGCUACUGCAAUUAGUGCCUGUGCAAGAAAGGGAAUCUUGCUUAAGGGUGGGCAUGUUUUUGAUGCUCUAGCAUCAUGUCACACUAUUGCAUUUGACAAAACUGGCACAUUAACCACUGGAGAAUUCACUUGCAUAGCAAUUGAACCAAUACAUGGACAUGUUAGCAACAGUGAGAAACAAAUUGCUUCAUGUUGUGUGCCUAGCUGUGAGAAAGAAGCUCUUGCCGUGGCUGCUGCCCUGGAGAAGGGAACUACUCACCCCAUUGGAAGAGCUGUUGUGGAUCAUAGCAUGGGAAAAGAUCUUCCUUCUGUUUCUGUUGAAAGUUUUGAAAAUUUGCCUGGCAGGGGUCUUUUUGCAACAAUUUCUCACAUUGAGCAAGGACUCGGAGAUGGUAAGCCAUUGAAAGCCUCACUUGGCUCUGUAGAGUAUAUCACAUCACUUCUUCAGUCAGAUGAUGAAUCAAAAAAGAUUAAGGAGGCUGUUAGCACUUCUUCUUAUGGAGAGGAGUUUGUUCGUGCUGCUCUCUCUGUCAAUAACAAAAAGGUAACUCUAUUCCAUUUUGAAGAUAAGCCUCGACAUGGUGCUUCAGAUGUCAUAAAGGCAUUGCAAGAUAAUGGAAAGCUCCGUGUCAUGAUGUUAACUGGUGACCAUGAGUCAAGUGCAUGGAGAGUGGCAAAUGCUGUGGGCAUCAAAGAAGUUCACUGCAGCCUGAAGCCUGAGGAUAAACUCUAUCACGUUACAAGUAUUCCCAGAGAUACAGGGGGAGGCCUUAUAAUGGUAGGCGAUGGUAUCAAUGAUGCACCUGCCCUGGCAGCUGCCACUGUGGGUAUUGUUCUAGCUGAACGUGCUAGUGCAUCUGCUAUAGCUGUUGCAGAUGUGAUGUUAGUGCAGGACAAUAUUUCAGGGAUUCCAUUUUGUGUUGCUAAAUCUCGGCAAACGACUUCGUUGGUUAAGCAAAAUGUGGCUCUUGCAUUAUCUAGUAUUUUUCUGGCAUCUCUUACAUCUGUUUUGGGUUUCCUCCCUCUCUGGUUAACGGUUCUUUUACACGAAGGUGGUACUCUUCUUGUUUGCCUGAAUUCAAUCCGGGCUCUACAUGACCCAACAUGGUCCUGGAGGCACAAUAUUCAGACACUCGUUGAAAAAUUAAAAUCACUACUACUCUUCAAAUACCGCGGCACCACUCAAGCUGCACCAUUGUAGUUACGCACGCCAUUUGCCGGUCAUAUUUUGUUGGUUUUCGUGUCCUUGCAACUGGUUGAAUAGAUGGAUUGAAUUCUCUUCAGGUAUACCACAAAGCAUUGACGUCCAAUGUUAAAAGUUUGAGGUUGACUAGCAAAUGUAGUUAUUUCACUUGUAAAUACCUUUAUGAAUUUGCUUUAUUUUGUUGUUCGAAAAUGACAAUCCCAUCGAUAUCAAAACGAAUAUAUGCAGCAGCGUGCCUCUGUUAUCAUUAUCAUUACAAUCUCUGUUUUCUUGUUGAAGCUUCCACUUUAGAAGUCAAAUUUGAACACGGAAUGGAAUUGUAUUUUUACCUUUGGUUCUUCUCAAUGCUUUUGCAAUUUCAGGUGGUUUUCUAUUCA
This is a messenger RNA of Olea europaea var. sylvestris, 2033 nucleotides long. Its product is annotated as probable cadmium/zinc-transporting ATPase HMA1, chloroplastic. Gene Ontology annotation, cellular component: membrane. Gene Ontology annotation, biological process: monoatomic cation transport. The annotation marks the transcript as partial. Lineage: Eukaryota; Viridiplantae; Streptophyta; Magnoliopsida; Lamiales; Oleaceae. The record is from RefSeq and is a predicted model, not a curated record. The transcript has 10 exons. Gene Ontology annotation, molecular function: ATP binding; ATPase-coupled monoatomic cation transmembrane transporter activity; ATP hydrolysis activity.